Molecule: messenger RNA, 777 nt
Organism: Dibothriocephalus latus
Lineage: Eukaryota; Metazoa; Platyhelminthes; Cestoda; Diphyllobothriidea; Diphyllobothriidae
Source: the annotation of a GenBank genome assembly
AUGCGCUGCCGCUGGUUGGCUCACUUGCAGGGCACAGGGCAGCUGCUUCGAGGGGCGGUCAGGGCCUCCAAAGCGGUGGUAUCGGGCCGCACGGUGCCCCCUAUCCUUCAUCGCUGCCUGUCAGUGAGUACAACAAGUCGGGAGAACACCGUUUUCUGGCUCAGCUCUGGCGACAUAUUCCGCAAUCUAGCCUUUGAGGCCACUCUCUUUGCGGACAAAAAACGUUUUCAGAGGGACAGCACAGGAGAAGGACGGAGACUCGCGGACGCUGUGCUCUGGAGGAGCGACCCCUGCGUGGUGAUCGGUCUCAACCAAAACGCCUGGCUGGAGGCUAAUCCCCAAGAAGUGGAGCAACGAGGCUGGCGCCUAGCCCGACGCAGGUCCGGUGGUGGAGCUGUUUUCCACGACUUUGGAAAUCUAAAUGUCAGCUUUGUGGAGUCAAGGUCUACGCUAGAUCGACGUAGAUGCAUGGAAUUUCUGCAGAGGGUCCUGAUGCAACACUGGACUCAUUUGAACGUCUUCGUUGGACCCCGCUUCGACCUCUGGCUCCUUCCCACUGGCCUACCUGAUGCCUCUUUUGAUCGAGAAGCCAGCGUUUGCGGCAGCAUUUUUUCCACUUCAAAAUCACUCUAUUUGGUUUAUAAUGUUCGAAUUAUUCGGUCAAUAGUUACGAGAAUGCGCUUCCCAGGUAGUAAGGAAGAAGAUACACAGUCCCCGGAGCAGGAGAUUUAUUUUCUAACGUCGCUGCCUAACAGCCCCAUCCUCUGUAAGCUGUAG